Pyricularia oryzae 70-15 is the source of this 1212-nucleotide messenger RNA. RefSeq names its product serine racemase. Gene Ontology annotation, molecular function: D-serine ammonia-lyase activity; ATP binding; pyridoxal phosphate binding. The transcript has 2 exons. The record is from RefSeq and is a predicted model, not a curated record. Gene Ontology annotation, biological process: D-serine biosynthetic process; L-serine metabolic process; pyruvate biosynthetic process. The coding region runs from base 1 to 1212 and encodes 403 amino acids. NCBI's taxonomy places the organism in Eukaryota, Fungi, Ascomycota, Sordariomycetes, Magnaporthales, Pyriculariaceae.
AUGGCAGACCCGGUAACUUCGCCUCCCCUCGAGAGAGCCUCGAUAUUCGCCGCGCACGAGCUCAUAAAACCCUACGUGCACCGGACCCCCGUGCUCACCAAUGCGACCCUCACGGCACUGGCCUCGACCCCGCGGACCGCCGAGGACCUGCGCGGCACCAGGUGGGCCGACCGGGCCGACCGCCCCGCUCGGCCGGUGCUGCGGCUGUGGUUCAAGUGCGAGAACUUUCAGCGCAUCGGCGCCUUCAAGCCGAGGGGGGCGUUCCACGCCGUCGAGCGCCUCAAGCUUAUCCCCGGGUGGCUCGAGGGUCAGGGGAGGACUAACGGCGUCGUGACUGCUAGCUCUGGCAACCAUGCUCAGGCACUAGCCCUUGCGGCGCGCACAGCUGGAAUACCAGCACACAUCGUGAUCCCAAGCAUCGCGCCGGCACCAAAGCUGGCGGCGACGAAGGCGCUAGGGGCAACCAUCUACCGCAGCGGAAGCACUGGUGCUGAGCGCGAAGCGGUGGCGGCCAAGGUUGUUGCAGACACUGGAGGCCGCUAUAUUCCUCCUUAUGAUCACCCGGACAUCAUUCUGGGCCAGGGAACGCUGGGACUUGAGAUGCAGGAGCAGGUUGAGGCGCUCAUGGCCGGCGGGGAUGCAGCUGCGACAGGCGGUGAUUUCACUCGGCGAGGUCAAACCUCAGGAACGCAGGGCCAAGCUGGAGGUCAGAAGAAGGGCCUCAAUGCCAUAAUCGCGCCAUGCGGCGGCGGUGGUAUGCUCUCGGGUGUAGCAUUAUCCUGCGAGGGAACCGGCAUCCGCGUCUUUGGCGCCGAGCCCGAGUUCCAGGGGGCGGACGAGUGCAAGCGGUCCUUUGAGGCGGGCAAGCGCAUCGACACGGUCAAGUCGCUAACGAUCGCCGACGGACUACGGACUGCGGUUGGUAAAUACCCGUGGUCCAUCAUCUACGAGCGCCGCCUAGUGUCGCAAAUGUUCAACGUGACCGAGGACGAGAUCAAGGACGCCCUGCGGCUGAUCUUGGAGCGCUUCAAGCUAGUCGUCGAGCCUAGUGCUGCUGUGCCGGUGGCUGUCGCACUAUUCAACGAGGAUUUCAGGGCCAUGGUCGAGACCGAGGCCGGCGAGAACGGGUGGGAUCUGGGCAUCGUUCUCAGUGGUGGCAACGUUAGUUUGGAGAUGCUUGGGAAGCUGUUCCCCGAGGGCUUGCCUGCCUAG